This is a messenger RNA of Penicillium brasilianum, 1869 nucleotides long. The record is from the annotation of a GenBank genome assembly. Lineage: Eukaryota; Fungi; Ascomycota; Eurotiomycetes; Eurotiales; Aspergillaceae.
UCCCCAAUCAAAAUCCCAACAAUUGCUCAGUUGAAUCGGCAUCACCAACCGGUAAAGACGGCGCCUUACCGACUCGACCCGAGCGCCGCUUACAUAACCGCGACGGCGAAUCUCAAAAUACCGCAAAGCUCAGUCCUCACCUUUCCCGUACCUUUAAGCCACCUCUUCCCUCCAAACCCCGUCCUCACCCCUCUCUCCAAGCCGUUCAUCUUGGAGGAUUAAACGGCUCUUGCGAUCUUUCCCCUCUGGUCUACGCUUUUCAAUCGCCAUGUUCCGCACCGUUAUGCCCCGGGCUACGCCGCGGGCUGCGCUCCGCGCUGCCGGCCCGAAGGCUGUCCCUUCGACCUUCAUCACUCCCCCUAUGGUCUUCAUUGGCCGCUCAAAACGUGGUUACGCCUCUGAUGCCGCCGAACACGAUCUGGUCAUCAUCGGUGGUGGUGUCGCCGGUUACGUUGCCGCUAUCAAGGCCGGUCAGGAGGGUCUCAAGACCGCGUGUAUCGAGAAGCGCGGAACCCUCGGUGGUACUUGCUUAAACGUUGGCUGCAUUCCCUCCAAGUCCCUCCUCAACAACUCCCACCUCUACCACCAGAUUCUCCACGAUACCAAGAAGCGCGGUAUCGAGGUCGGUGAUGUCAAGCUCAACCUCGCCCAGAUGCUCAAGGCCAAGGACCAGUCCGUCGAGGGUCUCACCAAGGGUGUCGAGUUCCUGCUGAAGAAGAACGGUGUCGACUACAUCAAGGGUGCCGGUUCCUUCGUUGAUGCCAACACUGUCAAGGUCGACCUGCUUGAUGGUGGUGAGCAGACCAUCCGCGGCAAGAACAUUCUGAUUGCCACCGGUUCCGAGGCUACCCCCUUCCCCGGCCUGAACAUCGAUGAGAAGCGCAUCAUCACCAGCACUGGCGCUCUUGCCCUGCAGGAGGUUCCCAAGAAGAUGAUCGUUAUCGGUGGUGGUAUCAUUGGUCUGGAGAUGGCCUCCGUUUGGUCCCGUCUCGGUGCUGAGGUUACCGUCGUUGAGUUCCUUGGCCAGAUCGGCGGUCCUGGUAUGGACGCCGAGAUCGCCAAGCAGGCCCAGAAGAUCCUGGCCAAGCAGGGCAUCAAGUUCAAGACCGGCACCAAGGUUGUCAAGGGUGACGACAGCGGUGCUCUCGUCUCUCUGAACGUCGAGGCCGCCAAGGGUGGCAAGGAGGAGACUCUGGACGCUGAUGUCGUCCUGGUCGCCAUUGGCCGUCGCCCCUACACCGAGGGUCUCGGUCUCGAGAACAUCGGCAUCGACAAGGACGACCGCGGCCGUCUUGUCAUUGACCAGGAGUACCGCACCAAGGUCCCCCACAUCCGUGUCGUCGGUGACGUUACCUUUGGCCCCAUGCUGGCCCACAAGGCCGAGGAGGAGGCCGUCGCCGCUAUCGAGUACAUCAAGAAGGGCCACGGCCACGUCAACUACGCUGCCAUCCCCAGCGUCAUGUACACCCACCCCGAGGUUGCCUGGGUCGGCCAGAACGAGGCCGAGGUCAAGGCCUCCGGUGUUAAGUACAACGUCGGCUCUUUCCCCUUCAGCGCCAACUCCCGCGCCAAGACCAACCUCGACACCGAAGGUGUCGUCAAGUUCAUUGCUGAUGCCGAGACCGACCGCAUUCUCGGUGUCCACAUCAUCGGCCCCGGUGCCGGUGAGAUGAUCGCCGAGGCCACCCUCGCCAUCGAGUACGGUGCCUCCAGCGAGGACGUUGCCCGGACGUGCCACGCUCACCCUACCCUCUCCGAGGCUUUCAAGGAGGCUGCCAUGGCCACCUACUCUAAGCCCAUCCACUUCUAGACUUAUAUUUGGUGACGCAGUGUUGUGAUUCGAUAUCCUCCAAACCCCCCCCCCCCCCC